UUAGUUUGUAUUGGUUGGCGAGAAAGGAGAGUGGUAGGGGCUGGCGGGGGUCGGGGGAGUUAAGAACAGUGGAGAAGUGAGAUUGAGAGAAACGAUAGAGCAAAGGUUGUCAUUACAGAAAUCAAAGGGGUACUCGUGGUAUUCUAAAAUACUUAUUAAAACCCUCCGCAUAGCUUCUCCGGGGAAGAGACUGCCUUCCUUUCUAGUUAUUAGCAGAUCUCAUCAAAGGCGAAAGAAAAUCUGGUUUUGUUGUUUUCCUUCCUUGCGGCGAAGAGAAUAUGGCUGAGGCUGUAGUUUGCUUUGUGGCGGAAGGGCUCGAAGAAUUCGUCAGUCGAAAUGGGGAAUACUUGUCUGAAAUUAGAGAUCAAGUUCAGCUUGCACUAACCGAGUUACAAUUGAUGCGGAGCUUUGCGAAAUUUGUGGAUAGAAGACAAGGAGACGAUGUGAAAGCACGCAUUUGGGUUGGCAGAAUUAGAGACGCGGCUUACGACUUGGAAGUUAUCGUUGAAACUUAUUCGUUGAAAGUGAUUUUGAGAAGGAAAGGAGUUAGUCAGACUGCGAUGAAAAGGUAUGCUUGCAUGUUUAUUGACCGAAUUCGCGUGCGCAAGAUUGAGUCGAAAAUUUGUGACAUUACCAACACAAUUUCUGAGUUGAGGUUGAGUUUGCAAACUAAUAGAAUUGAAGUGCCAAUUCCAAAUUAUUUACCUCCACGUGAUACUGAACUUCAUCCUCAUCCUAUUGUUGGGUUAGAAGCCAAAGUAGAAGAAUUGGUUAUGCAUUUGGUAGAAAAUGAAGAUCCAGUUAUUGCUAUAUGGGGCAUGGGGGGUAUAGGAAAGACUACUCUUGCAAAAGAGGUUUAUCAUCAUAACGCAGUCAGGCAUCGUUUUGAUUGUUUUGCGUGGGUGUGUAUAUCUGAACAAUUUGAAGUAAGACGUGUUCGGGAGGAAAUUUUGGUUCAAUUUAUUUCUCCUACCAAUGAGCAAAGAGAAGAAAUUGCAAGCAUGGAUGAUGAUGAAAUAGCCAUAGGACUUUUUCAUCUCCAACGAGAGAAGAGAUGUUUGGUGGUUAUUGAUGACAUCUGGAGAACUAAGGAUUGGAUAUUUUUACAAGAUCCAUUUCCUGUAUACGAUGCAACAGGGAGCAAAAUAUUACUUACCACAAGGAACCAGGAAGUAGCUUUAUAUGCAACUAGGAACGGUUUCAUCUGGCACUGCGACCCACUAAAUGGGGAUGAAAGUUGGGAAUUGUUUGAGAAUAUAGCAUUUUUCGGAAGGAAUGAUAGAGGCCAAUUUCCUGAAGAUCUUGAGAUUCCAGCCAAAGAAUUGACUCAAUUGUGGAUAGCAGAAGGUUUUAUAUCUUUGGCACAACAAAAGCAAAGGUUGCUGGCAACGGUGGAGGAUGUAGCAUACAAUUGUCUAAGUGAGUUGGUGGAAAGGCGUAUAGUACAAGUUGGAAAGAGGGGUUCAGUUAGAAAGAUUAAAACUUGCCGUAUGCAUGAUUUCAUGCGAGAAUUGUGCUUGUCGAAGGCACGCGAGGAGGACUUUCUCAAAAUUGUCAACUUUUCGAAUAUUGGACACGAACCAACUGGUAAAGUUCGAAGACUUGCCCUUUAUUUCGAUGGGAAUGAUGUUGAAUUGGUUUCAUCAAGAUAUGAAUCACAUGACAAUGUUAGGUCUCUAUUGUUCUUUGGCCCAAAAAAUUGGAUACCAAAAAGUACAACAUAUAUACUAUCCACAUUCAAGGAUUUGAAAUUUCUUAGAGUUUUGAAGGUUGAAUAUAUGGUCAGGGAAGUAAGGUUGCCAACUGAAAUUGGGAAUAUGCUUUGCUUAAGGUUCUUAAGUCUAAGGAAGAGUAAUAUAAUAUGGUUGCCCCCAUCUUUAGGUAAUUUGAUAUGUUUGCAAACUCUGAAUUUGGACUUCUGUCACUCGAAUGAUCGGACUCCAAUAAUUCCGAAUGUGAUAUGGAAAAUGGAACAGUUGAGACAUCUAUACUUACCGUAUUACAGCUCAAGUAGCGUACUCCGACUGUCUAACCUCUGCAAUUUGCAAACCUUAUCUUGUGUUUCAAGUGACUUUUGUGAUAUGAGUGAUCUUACAAAAUUAACCAAUCUCAGAAAACUGGGUAUACGAUUGUCAAGACCUGUGCAAAAUCUGGAGGAAUUAUUGAGAUCUGCAAGCAGCACACUAAACCGAAUUCAGUCUCUAUUUGUGAAGAAUGAUGUUGGAGUUAAUAUUCAGGAGGAGGUUAUGCAAAUAGUAUUAAGUUGUUGUCGUAUAUACAAGUUGAAGCUGUAUGGACCUAUCAAAGAGCUGUCGACAGACCCCCAGCACUAUCCAAACCUCACCAAGUUAUCGUUGUGUGAGUGUCAUCUCGAGGAUGACCAAAUGGCAAUACUAGAGAGGCUGCCAAACUUAAGAAUUCUUUCACUUCAGUCUCUGAGUUUCCAGGAAAGCACAAAGACACUGGUAUGCUCCAGUGGAGGUUUUCUUCGUCUUGAAACUCUUUCCCUGGAAGACUUGAAAACACUAGAGGAAUGGAGGAUUGAGGAAGGAGCCAUGCCUAGUCUCCUUCAGUUGGGUAUUCGUUGUUGCUAUAGAUUGAAGACAGUUCCACAUGGGCUGAUAUAUAUCACUAGCCUCAGGGACUUUACCAUCGGCCGGAUGCCUAGAACAUUCUACAGUAGGCUUCAGGAAGGAGGCGAGGAUUUCCAUAUAGUGCGGCGUGUACCUUGCCUUGUACUUGGGGAUGUGCACGAGGAAUAGGUCCAGAGGAUGGAACAUGUGAAGCUAUGGCUGCUUUGAGGCGUUGUGCAAGUGACGAAACUCGGCAGCAUUCUACGGUUUAUGAUUCUGAGUCUUCUAGAGGAAGUUAUGCAAGUUUUGGCAGCUUAAGGUCAAAAUCGGCAGCAUAUGCGUUAUUGGGCCAAAAAUGACAUUUGAAGGUCUUUCCGAUUGUUCCUUGAGCUGGGCUGCAUAUGUUUGGAAAGAUAAGAUAAAGUGCUUCAAGAUCCAUAUUUUUCCAGAUUUUUCAGAAUGGAGGCACAAGCUCAAAACGAGCCCACAAGCUGACUGCAAUGCAUUGUCAUGCAUGAGCUAAUUAUUUUUGGUGGGGAAGUUAGGUAAAGUUGGUGAAUUGAGUGUUGUAAGUUGGUGAAGUGAGCGUUGUAGGUAGAAGCAAUACUCAAUUCAGAAUUUUACUUGCCUUGGGCCUAUAAAUAGUGAGGUUCUCCAAGCUUGUAAACACACUCCAAGGGGGGGAGCUCUCAAACACUUCUCUAGAGCUCCCCUUCCUUCUCUUCCUCAAAUUCUCUUAGUUUUCCUUUCUAGUUCUCAAUUGUUGUAACAAAAUCUUUUUACUAAAUUUUCCUUCAAGUUUUUGAGUUCUAAUUUAAUUUUUAUUUGUAA
This is a messenger RNA of Prunus dulcis (almond), 3404 nucleotides long. RefSeq names its product putative disease resistance protein At1g50180. Gene Ontology annotation, biological process: defense response to other organism. Gene Ontology annotation, molecular function: ADP binding. Bases 279 to 2762 code for a protein of 827 amino acids. NCBI's taxonomy places the organism in Eukaryota, Viridiplantae, Streptophyta, Magnoliopsida, Rosales, Rosaceae. The record is from RefSeq and is a predicted model, not a curated record. The transcript has 3 exons.